Molecule: messenger RNA, 2366 nt
Organism: Galleria mellonella (greater wax moth)
Lineage: Eukaryota; Metazoa; Arthropoda; Insecta; Lepidoptera; Pyralidae
Product: coiled-coil domain-containing protein 43-like
Exons: 4
Coding region: 26-628 (200 amino acids)
Source: RefSeq, a predicted model, not a curated record
UAAUCUGUGGUAUCAUUUGAAAAAUAUGGCGGCUGUGCUCGAUUUUGAGCCGUGGCUUAUUAAUAAAUUGAAAUCUUUAAAAACUGAUGAGAAUGUAUUUGGGACAUAUAUAUCAGGCAUUUUGGAUAGUGAAGAUUCUGUGGAUGACAAAAAAGAUGCAUUGGAAGGUAUACUAGCGGAGAUUGUGGAAAGUGAUAUUUCUGUCCAUGUAAAUGAGAUAAUAGAGAAAUGGGAAUCCUCUAGGCCUAAAGAAGAAGCCCCUAAACCAGUCACCGAUGUGGACUUACAAUUAGCCAAAUUAUUAGAAUCUCAAUCACUUGCCACUACAACGCGGCGUGAAUACACAGACGAGGAAAAGAAAAUACGUGAAGCUAUUUUGUCACAGUAUAGUCAACUGUCUGACAAUGAGGAAAAUGAAGUAAAUGAAGAAGAGCCGGAGUCCCCUGACCUUGUUAAGAAUACAAAUGCAGCUGAUGUUGCAGCUGCAGCACGUGGGCGCCGUGAACAGGCUCGCCAGGAAGCUCAGCGUAAAAAGGAAAAAGAUAAAGAAGACAGAGAGAAACAAAAGCAGCUAAAAGAAGAGAAGAAAGAAAAACGCAAAACACAAAAAGGUGAACGUAAAAGGUAGCAAUCUAAAUGUGUUAAGUGAAUAGCAUUGCUGUUCCAACUUUUAUAGGAUAUUCUUAAUAUUACUCUUAUAUCCUAGUAAUAAUACAUAGAUGAGUAACAUUUAUUUAUUUGUUUUGGAUGUCAACUCACCAUCAUUGUCACAAGGUUGUUAUAUAGCCUUUGUAGUAAAAAAUAACCCUGUUUUAACUAUUUCUGUUUUAGUAUAUUAAUGAAAGCAUAUAUCAUUGGUCGCAUGUUACAUUGUGUUCAGCAGGCCUGCAAGUGUUUGUAAGUAUUAUAACAUGUCCAAAGGGUCAUCCUGUCAUCCUCGUGUAUCAAUACUAAAUUAUGCUUUGUUAUGUUCAAAAUAAACCUGCCUAACAGAGAACCAUUUCAGACUAUGUUAUACUAUAUCUAUGAUUCCAGCCUUGUAGAGGUAUAAUUAUUCUAAUGCAGAAAAAAAGUAUUACUAAUCCUAGUCAUUUUGUUCCUAAUGUAUAUCAUUGUAUAUACCUUACUAUAUUGCUACUGCUGAUAGGUUAGUACAACAGGUCUUUGUAUCUCUGUUUUACAAAAAGUUUUGAAAAUCUAAGUUUCUGGGUGCAUAAUAUUACACCUUCUUUAAAUAUAGAUUCCAUUAUAAAAAUAUGUCUUCUGACUGAUUAAAAUGGCAUAUAACUUUUUAUGAGUUGCAGUAAGAAGUUGAAUUGUAAAGCUUGUUAGUUAUUAAAAAUAUGGAAAUUUGUGUUGGAAUUCUGAACAGAGAAAUAUAGAAAUAAAGUUGGAGCUAUUGGUUAGAAUUUAGAGUACUUUAAAUAAUAUAUUGCUGGGAUAUAAAAGUAAAAUAUCAUCCAAUAAAUUGAAGUGAAUAUAUAUAUAAUUUUAUUUACAUCAACAUAAUUAUAAUAUAAAGCUUUUUGUAUGCAUGCAUCUUUUUAAUAAAAAAAUAAAAAAUUGAAAGCAGAAAUGAACUAUGUAUUACACAAAUACAUAGUUCAUUUCUAAAACUGUGUAUUAGACAAAAUACAUUUCAUAAUUGUGUUAAAUGUGCCCCUUUUGCUUAUUUUUUAUCUAAUAGUAAAAGAUAUAUUUGUAUACGAAUUUCAUUCAGUACUUUAAAAUUGACUGAGAAAUAUCUGUACAUUUGUAAAAGCAAACUUCUAUAUUGUGAAUAUUAUGUUUAGCACAUUAUAGUAUGAUGCAUGUGACAACUGACAUUUUGAAGAAGACAAUCUAAUAAUCGUAGUACAUAUUUGUUUACCUCUAAAUGUUUAUAAAUUACGUUUUAGUAAUUUUUUACUUGUAUCAUGUUGUAAUGUGCAGUUUAGUAGGAUUUGUGAUUGCACAGUUAAAUGCUUUCCAGUGAACACUGGAUAUUCAUAUCAUUUAUUAAAGGAGGUGUUUGAUUUGUUACUGGAGUUUCAUGCAUUGAAUGUAGUAGUAAGUUUACUACUGAGUUAAAUAAAAAUUAAAAACAAGUAAAUAUAUAUAUAUUAAAAAUUCAUAAGAAAUAAUGUUCUGUAAAAUAAUUGCAAUAUAUUUCCAAUUUUCUUGAUCUGUAAUUGUAUUACAAAAUUGAGUUUAUCUAGGGCCUGCCCUAAUGAAGAAAUUGUCUUCAGGGUACUUUUAAAUAGUGUGAUAUCUUUUCUUUCUAUAUUUGGUACAAAAAGUAAAAAAAAAAAAAUUGCCAUGUCAUUUUAUUGAUUUUUAACAAAACAGUACAUAGAAUAAACAGAGUCAAAAUAUUUAUAUAUUCA